GCCGGUCGGUGGGCCAUGGAGGGGCGGGGCGGCGCGGCCAUUGGCCAAGGCGGGCCGCGCGGGCGGGGCGUCUGCUCUGGGGCGGCCCUGGGAAACUGGAGGCCGGCGGGUUGGGGUUGGGCCCGGCGGCUGCUGUGGCCGCUCACAACUGUCGGACCUGUCUCUUCUCUCUCGGCUGUCUCGGCUGUCCGAGCUGUCGGAGCUGUCGCUGCUGUCUCGGCUGUCGGAGUCGCUUCCUGCUCCUGGACCAUGGCCGCCGCGCCCCUGAGAGUGUGCAUUGUGGGCUCGGGCAACUGGGGCUCAGCCGUGGCCAAAAUCAUCGGCAAUAAUGUCAAGAAGCAUCAGAAGUUUGCCCCGAUGGUCAAGAUGUGGGUCUUUGAGGAAACGGUGAACGGACGGAAACUGACGGACAUCAUCAAUAACGAUCACGAGAACGUGAAGUACCUCCCUGGGCACAAGCUGCCUGAAAAUGUGAUCGCCGUCCCCAGCCUCAGCGACGCCGUUGGAGACGCAGACCUCCUGGUCUUUGUGAUCCCUCACCAGUUCAUCCACAGGAUCUGCGACGAGAUCACCGGGCGGGUGCCCAAGAAGGCGCUGGGGAUCACCCUCAUCAAGGGGAUCGAUGAGGGGCCCGAAGGGCUCAAGCUCAUUUCGGACAUCAUCCGAGAGAAGAUGGGCAUCGACAUCAGCGUGCUGAUGGGGGCCAACAUCGCCAACGAGGUGGCCGCCGGGAAGUUCUGCGAGACCACCAUCGGCAGCAAGGUCAUGGAGCACGGGCUUCUCUUCAAGGAGCUCCUGCAGACCCCGAACUUCCGCAUCACCGUGGUGGCCGACGCCGACACCGUGGAGCUGUGCGGGGCGCUCAAGAACAUUGUGGCGGUGGGAGCCGGCUUCUGUGAUGGGCUCGGCUGUGGGGACAACACCAAGGCCGCCGUCAUCCGCCUGGGGCUCAUGGAAAUGAUCGCCUUCGCCAAGAUCUUUUGCAAGGGCCAGGUGUCCACGGCCACCUUCCUGGAGAGCUGCGGCGUGGCCGACCUGAUCACCACGUGCUACGGGGGCCGCAACCGGAGGAUAGCCGAAGCGUUUGUCAAGACCGGAAAGACCAUCGAGGAGUUGGAGAAAGACAUGCUAAAUGGCCAGAAGCUGCAGGGACCUCAGACUUCUGCAGAAGUGUAUCGCAUCCUCAAGCAGAAGGGACUCCUGGACAAGUUCCCCCUGUUCACAGCCGUCUACCAGAUCUGCUACGAAGGCCGCCCGCUCCAGGAGAUGCUGGCCUGCCUGCAGAGCCACCCCGAGCACAUCUAAGGGGAGCACGCCGCCUCGGCCGGGCAGCCUCCGUCCCUCCCGGUGAGCCGCUGCUCGGGCGGCAAUGGCGGUUCAUCCCGGACGCUCCUUGCCUGACAUUCUGCUCCAGACGGGAGUGCCGGGGGAUUUCUCCAAGUCCAUUCUUUUCUAGCCCAGAUUGAGAGGGAUUGGGGGUGGUCCGGUGCUGGAAGGCUCUGCGACUCCUUUCAUUGGCCGGGACGAAGGCCGUCAUGCGAAUGUUGCACAGCUCCUGGGUCCUGCGUGUGCGCCUGCCCCUCAGACCCGCCUGUGGUUUGGGGUCGUCUUCUGGAAUCAGCCUGUGGUGUAGCUUGGGAGAGUGGGGCUGUCUUUACUCUUUCUCCUUGUUUGUUUUCAAAUCGAACUCAUUCACAUUCAGUCUUGGGGUGAGGGCCCUUUUGUUUAACAAAACAACAAACACCAGUUAACCAGCAUUACUGUGGUGGGAGGGAAAGGAAGAAUAUUUAUCUGUUCGAUGCACCAAAUAUAUAAGGAGAAUGUUACCUUGUGCAGUCAAGUCCAAUCAAGAAGCAUUUAUGAAGCACCUACUGUGUGCCAGGCACCGGGAAGGAGGGAGGGGGCGGCAGUGACAAAGGCAGAAGACGGCCCCUGGAUCCGAGGAGCUUACAGUCUAAUAACAAAGCCAGCAUCGUUUUUUAUUAACACUGUCGGGGGUUUUCUAAAGAACGUUUUUAAUCAGGGUCUGCCCCCUCCAUUGUUGUAUUUCUACAUGCCUUUGCGCUAACCUACGCCUUUCUGCUCCGACCGGCGCCGUGGCUGCUGGGGGCCCGGGGCCCUCCCCCCUGCUGCUCUGCGAUGGGGCUCAGGCUUGGAGUUUUCAGAGCAGCGUUGAGAAAACCACUUGCCUCUCUCAGGCCCGAGGCCCGGCCAGCUCUGUGUGGCCUCCCAAUAAAAGGCUCACUCGCCUCGCGGUCUCCAGGCCGAGCCACCGCGGGGGGUGCGCGUCCGGCCCCCCAGGGAAGGGUCCGGGACUGCCACCUUCGGAGGCUUGGUGGAGAACCAGUCUCUCCUCCCCAACUCCCCUCCCCCCCCCCACUGUAGUCACUAGUCGAGCUGUCCUGCGAGUGUCUGCAAAGCUGUGAAAACUCCCAGGGGGAUUUUUAGCGAGACUGAAGUGGGAGAAGUCUGGGUGAUAGGCCCCGACCUUUGGGCCUCCGGCACCAGGAACCGGGACUCUGCAGACGACCGGGCCGUGGCAGGUCCAGGAGGCCUAAGAAAGAUGACCUUGGCCGUCUCUCCGUUUCUCGUUCCCAGCUCAGUCACUCUGCCCACCAGGGAUGGGGAGGAGGCAGGUGAGGCCCGAGGGUGCUCCUGGGGCCCGGCGAUGGCCACCGUGCGUGUUGGGACGGCCCCAUGUCCGGCGUAACCCUGGCUGCCUUUCCCAAGGCUUGCUGGGAGCUCGGGCCAUCUGGAACCGGCUCCCCUGCCUCCUCCUCGGUCCCUGUGAGAGACCGCGCUCUGUGACGGCCCCAUUCUCUGCUCAGAUCUCCCCCAGACCCCCUAGGAUGCAUUGCGAUGACUCAAAAGCCAACGGAACCCAGGAGGAUCAGCCUGGCGAAUGCGCACAUUAUGUCCCACUUGUGGUUUUGCUCUUUCUGGGAUUCGAAUGGGAGCGGGCCCAGCCAGGGGGCCUGACGCGGUCCCUUCAUCCCCCUCCCCCUCUAAUAUUUGACAAAUGGUGAGGGAACAUGUGAAUGUCUCAGAGCAUCCAGGGCCUGCUCACUUUUGAGAAACAUUAGCUCUUUAUUUUUGCUAUCGCUGAAAAUGAUUAUAGAUUAAUGUUUGAUGGGGUUUUUAAAAAUUCCCUUCCCCCCCUCCCCCAUAUCACUGGGCAUUUUGGAAUCAGAAACACGACACCUGUGAAAAGCACAUGAAAUUCCCCCAAGUGGACCCAGUUUCGUGCUCUUUGUCUCUUAAUUGACUACAAACCACUUGGCCGGUGGGAAGCCUUUUACAACUUUGUACGUUCUUACCAAAAAGCGGCAUUUUAGGAUCCCAAAGGGCUGUCCACUGGUCAGGGGGUCUCCUGGGGGACUCCACUGUGGGGGCCUGGGAGGCGCUCUGCAAAAGUCUCUUACUCUGGGUUUUAUACUGGAAUGGCUUUUUCUUUGGACAGGCCCCGAUCUCACACUCUCUAAUGUCCACUUAUUAAGUCUUAAACAUAUACAAGAGCCACAGAUCCUGGAGAGGGGCAGAGCCUCGGGAUUCUGGCUGUGGUCCCACCGGUUGUAGCCAUCUGUCGACCCGCUGGGACCCACGCCAGCGCCUGCUAACGAGGGUCACUGGGGAUGCCCACCGGGGAUGGGCCCCACGCGUGGCCUCCAGCAGCAGGAGCCGGGUCCUCCUCGGAUGAGAGAAGGGCCUUGUUUAUAAUGGAGUCCCACUGCGUGGACCUGAUGGGGGGCGGGAAAGGGAGGUGGUGCAGUGGCAAAGGGCUCGUGGGCAAGGAGAAUUUGGUUUCCAUUACUAAGCUUACUAACCAUUCAUUACUUCUCUGUGGAUCAUAUUUAUCUGCUGUAGAUGGGCGUAUGAUUAAAAGCUUGGUACAAUAAACAUUUUAUCCCUGAA
This is a messenger RNA of Antechinus flavipes (yellow-footed antechinus), 3912 nucleotides long. RefSeq names its product glycerol-3-phosphate dehydrogenase 1 like (gene GPD1L). Gene Ontology annotation, biological process: carbohydrate metabolic process; glycerol-3-phosphate catabolic process. Lineage: Eukaryota; Metazoa; Chordata; Mammalia; Dasyuromorphia; Dasyuridae. The coding region runs from base 16 to 1305 and encodes 429 amino acids. The transcript is spliced from 8 exons. The record is from RefSeq and is a predicted model, not a curated record. Gene Ontology annotation, cellular component: cytosol; glycerol-3-phosphate dehydrogenase (FAD) complex. Gene Ontology annotation, molecular function: protein homodimerization activity; glycerol-3-phosphate dehydrogenase [NAD(P)+] activity; NAD binding.